CGCAACAUGGCGGCGGCCCUGUAUCUGCCCCGCCACGCCACGCCGCGCCAGUCGCCAGCUGCACGUCUCGCCAGCCACUCCGCAGCCAGCAGCGACAUGGCGGACAGCGUGUUCCACACGAGGACCCAGGGCACGCCGGCAGAGGGACUGCGCGACCAGUACGCCGACGGCAAGGCGGCCCGGGUCUGGGAGGUGUUCAUAGGCGACAAGAACUCCCGCACGCGCCACUACCGCAACUUCCUGGUGGGGCUGCUGCGCCGCAACAACUGCCGCACCGUCCUCGACGUCGCGUGCGGCACCGGGAUAGACUCCAUCAUGCUGCUGGAGGAGGGCUUUAAGGUGACGUCGGUGGACGCCUCGGACAAGAUGCUCAAGCACGCGCUCAAGUCUCGCUGGGAGAGACGGCGGGAGAAGGCCUUCGACGAGUGGGUGAUCGAGGAGGCGAACUGGCUGACCUUGACCGAGGACCUGGGGGGCGCGGCCGACGGCUUCGACGCGGUGUUGUGCCUCGGCAACUCCUUCGCGCACAUGCCAGACCCCACGGGAGACCAGCACGACAUCCGGCUGGCGCUGCGCAACUUCCGGCAGUGCGUGAAGCCCGGCGGUCUACUGCUGAUAGACCACAGGAACUACGACCACAUCCUCGACCUGGGCUACACGCCCUCCAAGUGCAUCUACUACAACAGCCAGCACAUGACGGACAUCGUCACCUCGGUGCUGUACGUGAACGGGCGCCCCAGCCUGGUGACCCUGGACUACAUGAUCGACAUCUCGGAGCGGCGCGACAAGUCAGCCGACGACCCCAUCAGCGAGGACUCCAUCAGCCAGUUCCGGCUGUCCUACUACCCGCACCGCCUGGAGGCCUUCAAGGACAUGCUGCGGGAGACCUUCUGCCCGCUCACGCGCCACACCAUCUACGGCGACUUCAAGCCCCUGGACGAGAUAGAGGACCCGGCCUUCUACAUCCACGUCAUGCAGACCCCGCGCCUGUCCUGAUCCCGCGCGCUUGUCAGCAGUUCACACUCGUGACGGUCCGCUCAGCGCUUCUCUCCAAAUGAAAUGAAGCAUCGUUAUUACUAGAGACCGGAAAAAUUCGCGAAUUCAUUUCGUAAUAGGCUAAAAUACAAAUAGUCAUACCUCAGCGCUGCCUCUGCUAUUGGCUCACAACUAACCUGGAUGACUCUGGGCCAAUGAGAAACACUCAACCAAAGCUGUAUCGAAUCACAGGCUGCUACGUUGGGACGUCUCACAAGACAGCAGCAAAUGAGUGGGUAAAAUUUGACCGUGUGUACGUAGAAUUAUGGAGUUCAUCCUACAGGUCAUUGAACCCGCGAAUUUUUCCGGUCCCUAGUUAUUACCCAUAGCUAGAGACUGGAAAAAUUCGCGGUUUCAAUGACCUCUAGGAUAGACUCCACGAUCCUCUAUGUACUGGGAUAAAUUGCACCUGCUCAUUGGAUACUGACUCGUGACACGCGUUACUUGGGAUGCCUUGAGAUUUGAUAAUUCUUUUGUUGAAGGUUUUUCACUGGCUUAGAGUCCUUCGGAUAAACGGUAGUCCAAUCACUGACUCAGCAUAAAGGUGUACGAGUUUGGAGUCUAGCCUACCGCGAAAUGAAUCCGCGAAUUUUUCCGGUCUCUACCCAUAGCUCGAAAUCAUUGGUUUUUUGACCCUCUGACCCCCACUCCCCCUUAUCUCUAAGGUAUUAAGUAUAAAAAUAUUAUUGUCAUAGGUUCUUUAUAUAUAUAUAUAUAUUUCAACUUAUUCGGACGUCGAAAAGUGGGUCAAAAUUGAAUGGAAAGAUUUUAUUACAUAGUCCUUUUAUACAGGUGAAGCUAAUAAAAGCGUGGUAAAAAGGUCUGAACAGCUAUUAGCGAAAAUAAUUUUCAAUGGUAUAUUUAUUUUGCAAGAAUCAUGUUUUUUUGACACUUAAAACGUUUUUGAAUAGGAACUUUGCAAAAUCUAUGUGGUUUUGUUAAUACAUGUAGAUGGGUUAGGAUGGUAUUUGUGAGAUAGAUAUUAUUUCUUUAUUUAUUUGGUAGAGAUUGUGUAGGACAUAUGUAAUAUAUGUAUUUUAAAUAUGCUUUGUUAUAAGCAAAUAAAACGUGUACCUGAUUCCUGAAGAUAGGAAGUUCAAAGUUAAGGCUGAACCUUGUUAUAGUUAGUCGUUUUAUACCUGAAAGUUUGAGUCAAAUAAGUCUUAAUAAAUAGUUCCUGAGAGUGAGAGAACAUUAAUGUAAAUAUAGAACAUUAAUGAUAAGUAAUAAUACUUCCUGAAGAUAGGAGAGUGAUUCGUAGUCUAUUAUUUCUUUAUUAAGUUUAAUAAUAUAAAUCCUGAAGAUAGGAGAAUUAUUAUGCUGUUAGAAUAAAACAGUAUUAAUAAAAUUUGUUAAAGUGUUGUAAUUUUUUUUAAUUUUUAAGAGACUGUGUUUUUAUAACCAUACCAUAAAUUCCUCACUAAAGGAGUAGAAGUGAGUUGACAAUUUAUUCUAGCUACUUAGUUCAGAUAGUGUUUUUCAAAUAAAGUGUCUUGCAUUAAUUUUCUUCUUUUUUAAGUUAACAUUUAAAGCACAAAUUAUAUACUUUGCAAACUAAAAGCAUAUUAAAUUUUUUUAUACACAUACGUAAGGCAUGUUACAUGUCCUGCGUUACAUUUAGUAAGAAAACGACAUUAAUAACUUUAGUUACAGAAUUUGUGUAAUUCGGCAAGACAUAAGGGCUACAUUUUUAUGUGUAACAUUUUCGGGGAUCGAAAAUUUUCUGUUAAAAUACUAAUUUAUUAUCAUUAUCUCAUUUGUGGUUUUAAUAUAUAUUGGAACAAAGUUGGUAAAUAUGAUGUAAAAUUCAGACUGUGCUACUAUUUUUGAAUCUGAAAUACCAUCUAAAAAAAUAACUUUUCUUCCUAAAUUUUAAAAAUGAUUUAUUGUUUAUUGCUACUUAAACUAAUAAAAAUUGUUUUUAUAUUUAAUAAAUCCCGGAUGAAACAAACAAUUUAGUUAAAAACCUUGAAAAAUAUAUUAAUGGAAAGAAAGAAUCAAAACAUGAGGGAUUCACAUUAACAUGAAUGUAAAACAUGGACAUAAAUUAAUUUCUUGUAUAAUUAUAUUGUUUGUAUAUACUGAUAUGUCACAUAAUUGGUUAACAAUUUUAGUACAUCGUUCCUAAAGGGCUGUUAAUGAAGGGUGCUAAGGUAGAACAAUAGUUGAUAAUGCUUUUGAGGCAGACGAUAUGUUAUUAUAUGUUCAAGAGUUUAAAAUUGUUGUCAGACCUUAUGUAAUGCUAAGUAUGUAUUUUUAAGUACACAUAUUUGUAUAUUGCUAAUCAGUUUUUUAACUAACUAAAGUGCUGAUUUCUUCAUCAAGAGGAAAGCGUAUAUUUUCUUUAAAUAAGUUUUAUAAAAUAGGUUUUCUUGCAUCAAAUGUAAUAAGAACAUGCAAAUGUUGAAAUAAACUAUAUUUAAUG
Molecule: messenger RNA, 3460 nt
Organism: Bacillus rossius redtenbacheri
Lineage: Eukaryota; Metazoa; Arthropoda; Insecta; Phasmatodea; Bacillidae
Product: glycine N-methyltransferase
Exons: 7
Coding region: 7-996 (329 amino acids)
Biological process (GO): regulation of gluconeogenesis; one-carbon metabolic process; S-adenosylmethionine metabolic process
Cellular component (GO): cytosol
Molecular function (GO): glycine N-methyltransferase activity; identical protein binding; S-adenosyl-L-methionine binding
Source: RefSeq, a predicted model, not a curated record